AUGAAGGGGGAACACGCGCUAGGUGUGUCGUUUUGGCAGAGAAACAAGAAGGUGCUGAUGCCGCUAGUGGCAUUGAUGUCCGUCGGGACAUUGUUCACGCUGCAGUCUGCCUGCUGCGGUCGUAGCGAUGAGGUGCCACCGCUGCAGCAACAGCAACAGGAGUUGUGUCCACCGACAGCGGCACUGCGUCCUUCGUUCAACGGGUCCGUCGCGGAGAUUCUGCACGACGCCCACUACAAGGAACAAUCCAUCGAGAGGCUGUCCCGCGCCGUUCGUAUCCCAACAGAGGUGCAGGACGUGAACCCGGCACCAGAGGACGACCCGGACUUCUACGCACAGUUCUACAAGUUCCACGAGUUUCUGCAGACUCAAUUCCCGCUCGUGCACAAGCAACUCCGCAGAGAGGUCGUAAACAGAGUUGGCCUGCUCUACACUUGGGAGGGGACGGAAACCGAUUUGAAACCUGUGGUGCUCAUGUCACACCAGGACGUCGUCCCUGUGAACAGAGAGACAUGGGACGACUGGGAGUACCCUCCCUUCAGUGGCCACUACGACGAGGAGACCGAUUUGCUUUGGGGGAGAGGUAGCAACGACUGUAAGAACCUGCUGAUCGCAGAAUUCGAGGCCAUUGAGAAAUUGCUAGAGGAUGGGUUCACCCCAAGGAGAACUUUGUUGCUCUCUUUGGGGUUCGACGAGGAAUCGAGCGGGAAAUGGGGGGCAGGCUUUUUGGGCCCUUACAUCCACGACAGGUACGGUGACGACAGCGCGCUGAUCAUUAUCGAUGAAGGUGAAGGUAUCGUCAAAGUCGACGAAAACUUGUACGUCGCGACUCCGAUCAAUGGAGAGAAAGGGUACGUUGAUGUCACCGUGGACGUAGUCGGACACGGCGGCCACUCAUCGAUCCCACCGGACCACACGACCAUCGGGGUCGCCUCGCAACUGAUCGCACUCAUGGAGGAUAACCCUUGGGACUACGAUUUCCAACUUGACAACCCGCUCUACGGCAUGCUUUCGUGCUCUGCGGAACACUCCUCCACACUGGCACCGCACGUCAGAGACGCCAUCGUCAACGCCAGUUGGGACGAACGCAAGAGACGCGAAUUGACCGACUACGUCGCCUCGCAGAAGACGCUCCGCGACCUCAUCAGAACGACCCAGGCGAUCGAUAUCAUCCACGGUGGAAUCAAGGCGAAUGCGUUGCCCGAAUCAACCACUUUCCUCGUCAACCACAGGGUCGAUUUGCACUCCUCCGUCGCAGAGACCGUCGAGCGCGACCUGGAUCUCGUGAAGAUCAUCGCGGACAAGUACGGGUACGGUGUCAAGUUCAUGGACAAUUUCCUAGUGGACGAAACGGAACUAGGGUACAUCGAGUUGUCCUUCAGCAAAGGGCUCGAGCCGGCUCCCAAAUCGCCCAACUCAGGUGAGGUGUGGGAUACCCUUGCGGGGACCAUCCAAGACGUCUUUGAAAACGCCUUCAACAAGGACACGGGCGCGAAGAAGGAAUUGUACGUCACCACGGGCCUGUUCUCGGGGAACACUGACACGAAACACUACUGGAACAUCACCAAGAAUAUUUACAGGUUCACAGGGUCAAUCGCAGAGGGCAGCGUUUUGAAGGGCGUCCACUCCGUGAAUGAGUACAUCCCCAUGUCCGCUCACUUGCCUGCCAUCGCCUUCCUAUACGAGUUCAUUAUCAACGUCAAUGAAUACCUGUGA
Molecule: messenger RNA, 1716 nt
Organism: Huiozyma naganishii CBS 8797
Lineage: Eukaryota; Fungi; Ascomycota; Saccharomycetes; Saccharomycetales; Saccharomycetaceae
Gene: CPS1
Product: Gly-Xaa carboxypeptidase
Exons: 1
Coding region: 1-1716 (571 amino acids)
Cellular component (GO): fungal-type vacuole lumen
Molecular function (GO): metallocarboxypeptidase activity
Source: RefSeq, a predicted model, not a curated record